AUGGCGCCGAAAUCCACCAAGUUCGACCUAGACUUCUAUGAAACGCAAGGCAAAAAGGAUAUAAUAUUCCACGGCGACGCCCACUUCCCGAAGGAGACAGCAGUCCUCCGCUUGACGAAAACUGACGAUCACGAUAUUCCGCUGCAGAAUAGCAGCGGGAGAGUGGUGUACUCGAAACCGGUUGCAUUCAGUCAUGCAGCCGAGUUCGACACCACAAUAAAAUUCAACAUCACACCAGGUACGAAUAGCUCAUACCACGCGGACGGGCUUGUCUUCUUCAUAGUCCCCCACGGCCAUGCCUACCCCAAGGAGCCUCACGGAGGCAACCUCGGAAUCUUCGAGAAGUGGGGAAAAACCUCACACGUCUUUGCUGCCGGAUUCGACAUCUACCCUAGGAACCCGGGUUACAUAACCCUCGGGAUCUAUAUCCAGUCAAGGGAGGAACCGGUGGAGUCCGUCCAGGUUCCCGCCUCGUUUAUCGGAAAGGACUUGACUCUUAGCAUCUCCUACGACUCAUCCACCCAUGUUAUCAGCGUCUCCGCCACUGACGACAAUGAGACUUAUCCGGUCAGCUGUGAGCAUGACUUGAGCCACCUACUUCCUCCCUCAGUUGUAGUCGGCCUCGCCUCCUCCACCGGUGAUUAUGUCGCUCUUCACGACGUUAAUUCCUGGUCUUUCACCUCUACCGCCUAG
Messenger RNA from Salvia hispanica, 693 nucleotides. Its product is annotated as lectin-like. Gene Ontology annotation, molecular function: carbohydrate binding. Lineage: Eukaryota; Viridiplantae; Streptophyta; Magnoliopsida; Lamiales; Lamiaceae. The record is from RefSeq and is a predicted model, not a curated record.